Messenger RNA from Prosopis cineraria, 1767 nucleotides. RefSeq lists its product as uncharacterized. The transcript is spliced from 4 exons. Lineage: Eukaryota; Viridiplantae; Streptophyta; Magnoliopsida; Fabales; Fabaceae. The record is from RefSeq and is a predicted model, not a curated record. Bases 1 to 1767 code for a protein of 588 amino acids.
AUGGCAACUGAGAAAGGAAACGUCGUUGGCACGAAAGCACAGGAGCAAGCUCAUGCACAACAGGAGCAAGCUCACCCCAGGUCCAAGCGAGAGCGAGGCCAGAGCAGGCACCCGCAGGAAGUGAGAACUACUAUAGGGGGACUCAAUGAUCAACUUAACAAUCUCAUCCAAGAGAAUGCUAAGAUAACGCGGGCUGCCAAGUUGAUGAUUGCAGACCUUAACGAUGAUUUAAGGGAAGACAUUCGUUCCCUCAGACGUGAUCUCGCCGAUCUCCGCAAAUAUGUAAGAGAUGAGGGUCUGAAAGUGCCCAAGCCGGCCAUGUACAAUGGGGCUCGUAGUGCUACAAUUGUGGAGAACUUUCUCUUUGGGCUAGAACAGUACUUCGAGGCCAUGGGAGUCUCUAAUGACUUGAUCAGAAUCAACAAUGCUUCAACUUUUCUCCGAGAUGCAGCCCAACUAUGGUGGUGCAGAAAGCAUGCUGAACGAGAGAAGGGCAUCUGCACUCUCAACACAUGGGAGCUGUUCAAGUCAGAACUCCGCAAGCACUUUGUUCCCCACAAUGCUGAGACAGAGGCUAGAGGUAAGCUUCGCAGAUUGAGACAAACUAGUAGUAUUCCUGACUACAUUAAAGAAUUUACUACCAUCGUGCUCGAGAUCGAGGACCUGUCCGACAAGGAGGCUCUUUUCUACUUCAUGGACGGACUUAAAGACUGGGCGAGAGUAGAACUCGAUAGACGCAAAGUGCAAACUCUAGAUGAGGCAAUUGCUGCUGCUGAGUGCAUAAUCGACUACUCCACCAAGUCCAAAAAGCCUAAUCCUAGUAACAGUGAAGGAGACAAAGGAGGACAAAAGAAGAAUUUCGAUCGUAAGGAUGGUGGUACAUUCUUUGGUGGGAGUUCUAGACAAGAUAGACCACCCUCAAUCAAGCGUGAUGCUCAAAGUCACCGAAGCCAUACUUCAUGUGCGAUGGUCCACACUGGACUCGAAGAGAAAGGUCUACUUUAUGCUGAUCUUGCUAUUCAGGGCAAGUCUGCGUCUGCCAUGCUCGACACAGGAGCAUCCCACAACUUCAUAGAGGUUGAAGAAGCCAAGAGAUUAGGUAUCCAGCUCAACAAGGGAGAAGGCACCAUCAAGGCAGUGAACUCCCCAGCCAAACAAGUCCUUGGGAUUGCCAAGGAUGUGAAGGUGAAGAUCGGGGACUGGCAAGGUACGUUAGACUUUACUGUUGUCCCUAUGGAUGAUUUUAAAGUUGUGUUGGGACUUGCUUUCUUUUGCAAAGCACAUGCCUUCCCUAUUCCCGAAGCCAAGUCUAUGGUGGUCAUUGACUCUAACAUGAUCCGGGUAAUUCCUUUGAAACGCUUGGAGAAACCCAACCCUAUGAUUUCUGCCUUGCAAUUCAAGAGGAGUCUCAAGAACUCAGAAGGGUAUAUUGUCACUGUACGUUCAUUGGCUGAGGAAGAGGAUGGCCCAACCAAGCCACGGGAAACCUUGCCACCUUGCAUCCAAGAGGUGCUACAGGAGUAUAAGCACGUUAUGCCCGAUGAGUUGCCCAAGAAACUACCUCCUAGAAGAGAGGUAGACCAUCAGAUCGAGUUAGAGCCUGGUGCCAAACCACCUGCCUUGGCACCUUACCGCAUGUCACCUCCAGAACUUGCAGAGUUAAGGAGACAACUGCAAGAUCUCCUUGAUUCUGGAUAUAUUCAACCAUCUAAGGCCCCAUAUGGUGCUCUAGUCCUCUUUCAGAAGAAGAAGGAUGGAUCGUUGUGA